This is a messenger RNA of Lynx canadensis (Canada lynx), 11983 nucleotides long. It is a transcript of the gene USF3, whose product is annotated as upstream transcription factor family member 3. The transcript has 7 exons. NCBI's taxonomy places the organism in Eukaryota, Metazoa, Chordata, Mammalia, Carnivora, Felidae. The coding region runs from base 384 to 7103 and encodes 2239 amino acids. Gene Ontology annotation, molecular function: protein dimerization activity. The record is from RefSeq and is a predicted model, not a curated record.
CUCCGGCCUUGAGGGCUCGGGCUCGCUGCGGCGGCGGUGGCCGCAAGAAGAGGCGGCGGGGGCGGGGGGAGAGGAGGGCCUGGGCCCGCGCUCCCCCAGCCCCAGAGGAGCAGGCGGCGGCCGCGGACGGAGAGAUUCGCCCGGGCGGUCGGACACCCCUGCCGUACCCGCCUGGGAUCAUGACCCAGGCGGGGGUCGCCGCCGCCGCUGCCGCCGCGGCCGAGACCGCGCAGCCAGUGGUAAGAAGAAAACAUAACUUAUAGACCAUCUUCUGGCAGAAGAUGAUAGAUUUGGAUCAGAAACGGGAGGCGCUGGAAGCCAGGAAUCAAAAGUGAAGAACUUCUGCAAGCCCUUGGGUGAUAAAGGUUCCUAUCACUGUAACCAUGCCAGAAAUGACAGAGAAUGAGACUCCUACAAAAAAGCAGCACAGAAAGAAAAACCGGGAGACACACAAUGCAGUGGAGAGGCAUAGAAAGAAGAAAAUCAAUGCUGGAAUAAACAGGAUAGGAGAGCUGAUCCCAUGUUCCCCUGCCCUGAAGCAGAGCAAGAAUAUGAUCCUGGACCAAGCCUUUAAAUAUAUAACAGAACUGAAAAGGCAAAAUGAUGAACUCCUGCUUAAUGGAGGAAACAAUGAACAAGCUGAAGAAAUUAAAAAGCUACGUAAACAAUUGGAAGAAAUUCAAAAAGAAAAUGGCCGAUACAUUGAAUUACUGAAAGCAAAUGACAUAUGCCUAUAUGAUGACCCUACAAUCCACUGGAAAGGAAAUCUUAAAAACUCAAAGGUCUCUGUUGUUAUUCCCAGUGAUCAGGUUCAAAAAAAUAUCAUUGUUUAUUCCAACGGGAGUCAGCCUUGUGGAAAUAGCCAGGGAACAGCUGUUCAGGGGAUAACCUUUAAUGUUGGUCAUAAUUUACAAAAGCAGACCGCCAAUGUGGUGCCAGUACAGAGGACUUGCAAUCUUGUGACUCCUGUGUCUAUUUCUGGAGUUUACCCUUCUGAAAACAAGCCAUGGCAUCAGACCACAGUUUCUGCAUUGGCUGCCAACCAGCCUGUUCCUCUUUGUCUUCCUGCUACCAUUCCUGCUCAAAAUAUUCUCGAGCUUUCCACCUCCGAAAGCGAAUCGAGCGUGCUUGGUGCCACCAACGGCCCACUGAUCGCAGUUCCCAUUGGGCCUGAACCUCACCAACAUCGUUCCGUGCACACGUGUCUAAGUGAUCAAAGUUCUCCUGAAAAUAAGAAUGGGCAAGAGAGCCCCAAAUUAUUGAAGAAAACAGUCCCUUGUGCCACAGGCGUUCCCACCACUUCCUCAGUGACUGCCACUAAAGUGCACCACGGAAGCCAGUCCUGCCUGAGCAUCCAGGAUUUCAGAAAUGAUUUUCAAACCACCUUUGUUGUCUCAGUUACCACCACGGUCUGUUCCCAGCCUCCCAGAUCUGCAGGUGAUGCUUGUCCAGUGAGCAUCAGCAAGGGUGCAGACUCGGCGAGUGUUACCGCAGCGGUGGCCCCUUCUGCCCCUGCAGGAGGGAAGACCACCACUCCUGUAAGCACUCUUUCUGCAAACCCUUUGGACAAUAGUUGGACUCUUUCUUGUUCUUUGCCUUCUUCCAGUGUUAGUGCUUCGGAUUUGAAAAACAUUAAUAGCCUUACCCGAAUUUCCUCCGCUGGAAACACACAGACGACGUGGACUACUUUGCAACUGGCGGGAAACACUAUUCAGCCCUUAAGCCAGACACCUUCUUCUGCAGUGACUCCGGUAUUAAAUGAGUCUGGUAGCAGCCCUCCCACGACCAGCCACAGUAGACACGUUGCUACGGGCGUCAACGUGAAUAAUUCCUUUCCCGCAGAUGGGCAGGUGGUUGAGCAAGUAGUUGUCACCUUGCCUUCUUGUCCAUCUUUACCUAUGCAGCCACUAAUUGCCCAACCACAAGUUAAAUCUCAGCCUCCAAAAAGUAUCCUUCCAUUGAAUUCAGCAAUGCAAGUGAUUCAGAUGGCUCAGCCAGUUGGGUCGGCUGUGAAUGCAGCUACCGCUAAUCAAAAUGUUAUCAUUCUUCAGCCCCCCAGCACCACCCCUUGCCCAACAGUGAUGAGAGCAGAGGUUCCCAACCAAACAGUAGGUCAGCAGAUAGUGAUCAUACAGGCAGCUAAUCAGAACCCUUUGCCGCUCCUCUCAGCUCCACCUCCUGGUUCUGUUCGACUCCCUGUCAGUGGAGCCAAUGCUCUACUAGGGUCUAAUAGUUCAGUGCAAAAUGUUUCGACCCCCCAGACUUUUGGAGGAAAGCAUCUUGUCCAUAUAUUACCAAGACCUUCAUCUCUAUCAGCAUCUAGUUCAACACAAACUUUUUCUGUUACCAUGUCAAACCAACAACAGCCUCAAACCAUUUCUUUAAAUGGACAGCUCUUUGCUUUGCAGCCUGUGAUGUCCUCAUCAGGAACUACAAAUCAAACCCCUAUGCAAAUUAUCCAACCCACCACCAGCGAAGAUCCAAACACCAAUGUUGCCCUGAAUACAUUUGGAGCUUUGGCCAGCCUCAAUCAAAGCAUAUCACAGAUGGCUGGGCAGAGCUGUGUACAGUUGUCUAUUAGCCAGCCUGCCAAUCCCCCAACUGCCGCAAGUAGUCAAACCAUCCCAGUUCACAGUGUUUCAUUAACAACAACGGUAGCAUCUCCCAUGACAACCGAUAAUUCAGCCACACUACCCAGUACUUAUAGUCUGGUAACUACUCCCUCAGUGAACACUGUAGCUUGUUUACCUAAUGUGAAGUCAAAAAGGUUUAAGAAGCCAGGUGCCAAGAAACACUUAGCGGCUCACAAGUCCGCAUGUCCCCCGAAUCCAGUCAGAGAGGUGGGCAAGUUAGCCUGCCCCGGCACUGAAGCCACAGCAGAGCCGUCAUGUGGUGAUGGACUGCUGGAAAGCCUCCCUGUCGUGUUACCGUCUGUCACCAUGUCCCAGGCAAAUUGUGUCAGUGUUUCUGGUUCACAUUCUUUGGAUGUUCUGAAUCCUGAAUCCGUGAUACCCGAAUCUGUACCCAAAUCUAAGUCAACAGAAGAGUCUAGCUCACCCUCCCAAGCAUCUGUAACGAGUGAACAUUUUGUAAUGGCCCCAGCAAAAUCCAAAGAUUCUGCCCCCAUUCUGCAGCAAGAGGCAUCUCAGGAUAAGCCACCAGCUAGUUUGGCAUUGUCAGAUGCUGCCAAAUCCUGCACUUCAGCCAGCGUGUUGAUUCCAUCUCCAAAUGAUCCCCACCUUUUGGUUUCUCAGGUUUCUGGGCUCUCAUCCACCACUAGCACUACAGGCACUGACUGUGCUUCUGAGGUAGAAAUCAUUGCUGAACCUUGCAGGGUGGAGCAAGACUCAUCAGAUACGAUGCAAACGACAGGUCUGUUAAAGGGGCAGGGUUUGACUGCAUUGCUGUCUGGUCUUGCUAAAGAAAAAGACUCUCAGAAAUUGUCUCUUUCGGUGCCGGUGGACCAUCCUGACUUUCCUUCUGAAAAUUCUAAAAUGGCGGAUUCAAGUGUCGAUUUACAUCCCAAACAGGAGCUGUUACUGAUGAACAGUGAUGACAGAGGUCCGGGGCAACAUCACUCCUGCGUCCCUGAUCAGGAGGUUAUUAAUGGCUCUUUGCUUGUCAGCAGGCAGGCCGACUCUCCCAUGUCCACCAGCUCUGGCAGUAGUCGUAGUUUCUCAGUUGCAUCCAUGCUUCCUGAAACGACAAGAGAGGAUGUCACCAGCAAUGCAACAACGAAUACCUGUGACAGCUGUACCUUUGUAGAGCAAACUGAUAUAGUUGCUCUUGCUGCAAGAGCUAUUUUUGACCAGGAGAACCUUGAGAAGGGAAGAGCUGGCACCCAGGCUGAUAUGAGGGAGGUUACUUCAAAGCCUUCUGAAGCCUCACCUUUAGAGGGAGACCAGCCUUUCAAAACACAGAUGUCUAAAGAGAGUGGCCCAGGACAGGCAGAAGCAACACCAAAUGAAUUUAAUUCUCAGGACUCAAUCGAAGCAACUGUGGAUCGAUCCCUCGGAAAACCAAGUUGUUCUGUAGGAAUCAAAACAUCAAAUGCCUCUUUACAGGUUUCGACUUCUCAGCCACCAAGCAUCACCAGUUUAAGUGUCAAUAAUCUUAUCCACCAGAGCACCAUCAGCCAUCCUCUGGUCAGCUGUGCUGGUCUAUCCCAAACUGCAGAGCAAGCACCUGUUCCGGCAACGGUUAAUCUGACUGUUGCAUCUAGUUCCUACGGUGGUCAGCCUCCCGGGCCAGCUCUGAUGACCGAAUAUUCCCAAGAACAGCUAAACACCAUUACUGGCACCAUACCAAAUCCACAGGUUCAAGAGCCACUCUUAAAGCCAAGUCAGGAAAGCCGCAAAGACUCCGCCAAGCGUGCUGUCCAAGACGACCUUUUAUUGUCUUCAGCUAAACGUCAAAAGCACUGUCAGCCAGCCCCGCUGAGGCUUGAAGCUAUGUCGCUGAUGAACCGCACUCCGGACAGCAUUUCUGAUCAGACUCAGAUGAUGGUCAGUCAGCUCCCUCCCAACUCUGCAAACUCUGUUGUGCCUAUUAGCAACCCAGCACAUGGAGAUGGCCUCGCACGAUUAUUUCCACCGAGUAACAAUUUUGGGGCCCCUGCAUUGAGACAAACGGAAGUUCAGUGCAGUUCUCAGAAUUCAAUUACUGAGCAGCAGCAAACCCAGGCCAGUCAACAUCUCCAGGCCCUGCAACAGCAUGUUCCAGCCCAAGGGGUAUCUCACCUGCACGGUAACCACCUCUACUUAAAGCAGCAGCAGCAGCAGCAGCAGCAGCAGCAGCAAGCAGGACAGUUAAGAGAGAGGCAUCACUUGUACCAACUGCAGCGUCACGCGCCUCAUGCAGAGAGCUCUGUCCACUCUCAGCCACAUAACGUCCACCAACAGAGAACUCUCCAGCAGGAAGUCCAGAUGCAGAAAAAGAGGAAUCUCGUUCAGGGCACUCAGGCCUCUCAGCUUUCCUUACAACCAAAGCACCACGGAACUGACCAGUCCCGCCCCAAGAGUGGUCAGCCACAUCCCCACCAUCAGCAGAUGCAGCAACAGAUGCAGCAACAUUUUGGAAGUUCCCAGCCAGAGAAGAGUUGUGAAAACCCUUCGACCAGCCGGAGCCACCACAACCAUCCCCAGAACCAUCUCAGUCAAGAUAUGAUACACCAGCAGCAGGAUGUUGGAAGCAGGCAGCAAGGUUCGGGGGUUUCUUCUGAACAUGUAUCUGGGCAUAAUCCAUUGCAGAGGCUUUUGACUUCAAGGGGCAUAGAGCAACAAAUGGUGUCCCAGCCCAGUAUCGUGACUAGGCCUUCAGACAUGCCCUGUACUCCACACAGGCCAGAGAGAAAUAGAGUUUCAAGUUAUUCUGCCGAGGCACUUAUUGGAAAGACAUCUUCUAACUCAGAGCAGAGAAUGGGCAUGUCACUUCAGGGUUCCAGAGUUUCAGAUCAGCUUGAAAUGAGAAGCUAUCUUGAUGUUCCCAGAAAUAAGAGUUUGGCCGUUCACAAUAUGCAGGGCCGCGUGGACCAUACUGUUGCCUCGGAUAUCCGCCUUACUGACUGUCAGACGUUUAAACCAAGUGGAGCCAGUCAGCAGCCCCAGAGUAAUUUUGAAGUACAGUCUUCAAGAAAUAGUGAAAUAGGUAACCCGGUAUCAUCAUUGAGGAGUAUGCAGUCCCAGGCUUUUCGAAUUAGUCAAAACCCUGGUCCACCACCAAUCGACCGCCAAAAGAGAUUAUCUUAUCCACCAGUUCAGAGUAUUCCGACAGGAAAUGCCAUCCCACCAAGGGACAGUGAGAACACAUGCCACCAGAGUUUCAUGCAGAGUUUACUUGCCCCUCACCUUGGUGAUCAGGUCCUUGGAAGCCAGAGAUCACUCUCAGAACAUCAGAGGAACACACAGUGUGGUCCAUCCUCUGCGAUUGACUAUAAUUGUCCCCCAACCCAUGAAAGUGUCCAUAUUAGAAGAGAGAGUGAGAGUCAAAACAGGGAGAGUUGUGACAUGUCCCUAGGUGCGAUUAACACCAGGAACAGCACCCUGAAUAUUCCUUUCUCAAGUUCUUCUUCUUCAGGAGAUAUUCAGGGUCGAAACACAAGUCCCAAUGUGUCUGUACAGAAGUCCAAUCCCAUGAGGAUAACUGAUAGUCAUGGGACCAAGGGCCACAUGAACCCUCCGGUCACAACCAACAUGCAUGGGGUUGCAAGGCCAGCUUUGCCCCAUCCGUCUGUGUCUCACGGAAAUGCUGAACAAGGGCCUCCUGUACGUCCAACUAACUCUUCAGUUCCCCAGCGAUCAAGGCAUCCCUUGCAAGACAGCAGUGGUUCCAAAAUUCGUCAACCUGAAAGGAAUCGUUCCGGAAACCAAAGACAUAGUAAUGUCUUUGACCCAAGUCUUCCCCACCUUCCUCUGUCCACUAGUGGCAGUAUGAUUCUUGGACGCCAACAAGCCGCUACAGAGAAGAGAGGAAGUAUUGUUCGUUUCAUGCCCGAUAGCCCACAAGUACCUAAUGAUAACUCAGCGCCUGACCAGCAUACGCUAUCACAAAAUUUCGGUUUUCCUUUUAUUCCCGAGGGUGGCAUGAAUCCACCAAUAAAUGCUAAUACUUCUUUCAUUCCACAGGUUACUCAGCCUAGUGCCACUCGAACGCCAGCUCUUAUCCCUGUAGAUCCCCAAAAUACUCUGCCCUCCUUCUAUCCCCCCUACUCCCCUGCUCAUCCUACGCUGUCUAAUGAUAUUUCCAUCCCCUAUUUUUCUAAUCAAAUGUUCUCAAAUCCUAGCACUGAGAAAGUAAACAGUGGAAGCUUAAAUAACCGAUUUGGAUCAAUUCUGUCUCCUCCUAGACCUGUUGGUUUUGCUCAACCAAGUUUUCCUCUGCUCCCUGACAUGCCGCCAAUGCACAUGACCAAUUCUCACUUGUCUAACUUUAAUAUGACAUCUUUGUUUCCAGAAAUAGCUACAGCUCUUCCCGAUGGCUCGGCAAUGUCACCUUUGCUUACAAUAGCAAACUCCUCUGCCUCUGACUCUUCCAAGCAGUCCUCAAACAGACCUGCCCACAACAUAAGCCAUAUUUUAGGUCAUGACUGCAGUUCAGCUGUUUAAAUACUGAUAGACUAAAUGUAAAUGUAUCGGGUGAGAUUACAAAUGUGUUUGUGUGUGCAUGCACACAUAAUGCACAUGGUGAGGGAGGUGGUGUGUGUGUGUGUGUGUGUGUGUAUGUCUUUGUGUUUGUGUAAUCAGUUUCCAGUUAUCUUCCGAAUGUAGGGAAGCCACGUCAGAGAUGAUGCGAAUACUGGGUUGCCAGCAACAAACUAUCUUUCAUUUUUAACUGCACGGUGUGCUUUUUAAGUUUUUCAAGCGGAGUUGCAUUUUCAAGUUUGAUUUGUAAUCUUAUAUUCCCUAAAUACUUACCAGCUGGAAGUUGGGGGAAAAUCCCUUUGGCGUGUGUGGGGUAGUAGGAAAGAACCUAGAUUUUAAAUUUGAUUGCUGAUCAUUUGUAAAAUAGAUAACUUGAGGUAUUUGAGUUGCUCUCCAAAAAUACAGACACUUUGAUAUAACGCAGUGGCUCAUCACCAAGUGCUUGGCUGAUGACAGCAUCUAGAACAGUUUCUUGCCCCUGGCAGGUAUUGAAUUAAUGUAGAAUGAAUGUCCAUGGUUCAAAUCAAGCAGUUAGCAAAUAAAUGAGUUGCUCGAUCAGCCUUUACUCCCAAGGUUUGCUGUAGGUAGAGGCUUCUUUCUUAAUGAUAACAAUGUCUAAGCUAUCUGAAUUUUAAUGUCUCAUUCUUCAAAUUAGGGAGCCAUGUUAUCUUUCAGUGUGCCAAGAUCCUGGAAAGCAAAGGUCUUCCUUACUUAGCCUUAAAAAUAGCAAUCUGAAAAGCAAAGUACAUAGACUUUGUCCAUUUUGUGCUUGCAUUUUUACAUCAGGUCCUAAGGAUAAAGCAGUUGUAUUGCAGAAUUUUACAUGUGUUUUGGCAAAGAUUGUUGCUUCAUUGGUUGAACUUUGUUUUCACAUUUUCUUCAUUCUAUUUAUUUGAGCUCGAAAUGCUUCUUUUAUAUUUGUUAAUCAUUAGGACUGCUCAGUAAAUAGUGUGUUUGGAAUUUACACAGUUAUAUGAGCCUUACUUUUUAAAUAUUUCUGAGCAGAGUCUUAAGCUCUGUCAGUGUUUUCAUUUAUUGAUAUUUAUAUUUAAAAGAUGGCAUUGUAUGUUACAUUAUUACCCCGCAUAGUAGAAUUGUAAUGAGAAGACGAAUUUGUUCAUUAUUUUUCCUGAUGGUAGAUGUGAAAUGGUGCUUCAAAAAAUUGUCUCUGUAUAUGUCUCUGUGUGUGAGUGUGUGGGGGGAGGGGGAGAAGGGGGACAGAACACAGACAUAGAUUUGAAAAUAUAAACUGGUCCUUUAAAAAUUGGCCUGCCAUCUGGAAAUGGAAAUUGAGACCUGAGACCUGCUGAAGUAUUGGAAAACUGGAUGUUAGGGUUUUUAAAAGCCCCACAGAAGUUAAUUAUGUAUACACGCGCGCGCGCGCACACACACACACACACACACACACACACUCAUAUAUUGAAUUUUGAAAACUUAAAAAAAAAACCUCUGAAAACAACCAUAUAUACUCAUAUUCUCAAACCUAUUACUUUUUGUUGUUGUUAUAUUCUGCCAAAUAUAGGAUCAAGUGGGAGAGAUACAUAUAACAUGGUUCUGUCUGCUCUGUUAAUAAAGUAAACCCAAGAGCCAGCAUUUUAUUUUUUCCUCCUUAAAAAUGCCUCCUCAGGCUGGGUCAGAGCUGUUAACUCUGGCGAAUACCUCUUGUGAAGACUCAGUGGAAGGGUCACGUGUGCCUCUUGAACUGUUCUUACCAAACUUUCCUCCCUCCUCCUGCUGCUGACUGAAGCAGCCUCCUGGGAGCAAGAAAAAAAAAUGUAAACAAGAAAAGCUUCUGUAUUUUCUCCUUCAAAAUACUCAUGGGGAAGAAUAGGAGUUACUUAAAUAAGACAACAGAUAAACAAAGUAGUUAAAACUUUUAAUUGAGGGGAAACAAGAUUUAUGGCUUGUUUUUAAUUGAGUGUUAGGUUGUAACAUUCAAGUUUUUCUCUGUACUUGAAAGGUCCAGCCUGCCGAUUUCAAGAAAGGUAGUGUUCAAUAUGUUUGGUUAUUCAUUCUCUCUUCCUCCGUCUCUCUGUCUCUCUGUCUCUGACACACACACACACGCGCGCGCGCGCAUGCACGCACGCACGCACAGCGUGGUGGCUAUUGAGUCCUGAAGAACUGGGCACUGUUAGAUAGAACGAAGGUAACAGGCUAAGGAGAAGAUCAAUUUGAACGUUGCAAUAGAAAGGCCUCAAAGCCUGGCACUUUCAGAUAUUUCUCUGUUGCAUUGAUUUUAUUUUUCUGCUCAGCCCUGUUCAGAGAUAGCGUUUACAUGUUUCAGAGCUUUCAUUCCAAGAAUGUACUUUGAUCUCAAAUGAACCCCUACCCCUAAGUAAGGCUUAUUUGACCCUCUGAAGAAAGAUAUGACUCUCUGCAAAUAAUUUGGCUCCUGCUUACAUGUAGCUCUAAUUAUCUUACAGACAUGUGCAUAUAUAUGUAAGAGAUCAUUGUAUAUAUGGACUCAGUUCUGAAAGUGUUCAGAGAAGAGUAAUCUUAUUUGAUUUAAAAGCAUGAGUGUACAAGAUUUAUCAGCAGUAUAUUAAGUAUUUGAUAAUUAGAGCUAAAUGAUUUUGGGGAGGAAUUUUAUUUAAUAUCUAGCAAUCUCUGGAUAUAAUUUUUGGCAAAGGUACAGCAGAAAACAAAUAGUAAACUUUAAUGUUAUUCUUGGCUUGCUCAUAUAUGACUAUAGAAUGUAAAACCAUUUCCACAGAUAAUUUUGUAAUUUAUGAAAAUACACAAACAUACAAACCUAUGAAUCAUAAAUGAGAGUCAUUAAUUAAAUUGUUUUUCUCUCUUUUAGUGUUACUGAUCACCUAGAAUCAAUUAGAGAAAGUAGUUGACUCUGACCAUUUAACACAGUAACUUCUAAUGAAGUGAAAAAUUUCAGAUACUUCAUCCUGUAUAAACUUCUAAUAUGUCAAUCAUGGAUAAAAGAAAUCAAGUUUGAUGUCAUUUCUCUUUUUGGGAUAUUUUAUACCACUUCAGGAAAUUUAUUUUUGUUUAUAUCAUAAGACCUUUUGGGGGGACCAGGGAUGGCAUCUUUUUUCUAAGUAAGGAGCCACAUCCCCCAGUGAUCAUGCUUUAUAAAAUUUAACGUAUUAGAACUGUGGAAAGAGAAGAAUGAGGAGGGAAUAUUCUUUUGCAGCAAUUUACAUUUAUGUAUCAGGGUGAACUGCAAUAAAGAUCCAUUUUUAAAAAUCAGCCUUCUUAAAAUACAAAAUUAUUUAAACAUUUUAAAGAUAAUUCAUUUGCCUUGCUCUUGCCUUCUAACAUUAUCCAUAUCAUGGAAAGGCUGAAAUUUAUACUCCAAAAAAAUGUGGAAACGUGUUUUAAUGGAGGUAAGGUUGUAAAAUUUUGAGAAAGGAUAAAGACUCACUAAUAAGCAUCUUCUCAGCUUUGUCCUCCCUUUGAUAGAUAGGUACCGAGGCUCCUCUUUUCUUCCAUCUGCUGCGAGUGAGCAGGUGGCAGGGAACCUGCUCAUUUCCUUAGGAUGAUUACUUCUCUGCCUUGAAAUGUUUAUUGGGCCCACCCAUCUAUUGGAUCAUUGUGUGACAGUGAGUCAUGCUCCUAUAUCAGUGAGUGAGUCCCAGUUCCUGGCUUUGGGAACCACUGUAUCUCCUAUUCUAUCAAGAGGUAACAAGAAUUUCUUGAAACAAAGUUAGUUCAGAAUUAAUUUAAGAUACUGAAUGUGCCAUACAGUUAGUUCUCUUCCUUGUUUUGAUGAGCUUGCUUUGUGUUUGUUUUUGCUUUUCUUCAUGGAGGAGUUUAGAAAGCUCAAAGGUGGGACCCAAAUCAGAUGGCUUUGGGUUGAUACUUUAGGAACCUGGAGGUCGUACUUCUGUUGUCUGUAUAAAUUCUGCCUUUGCCUGGAGCUAAUUGCCUAUGGCUGUGUAUAUCCAGAGGGCAAUAAUAAUAGCCAAAUAAACUAGUGUGAAGUUAAUCUGUGAGUGAUGAUUUUAUGAUACCUAUAUGCAAGUUAAAGGCCAGAAACUCAUUCCUUCUUGAACUACCUUUUUUGGCCAAAUGCUAUGAACAGAAAAGGGUCCUUUUUUUUUUUUUUUUUUUUUUUUUUGACUUAACCAUAUUUUGUCUGCAUUCUACACCUUCCUGUGUGAGCUUGACAGUGUUUUUACCGGAGUCUGUGGGGGACACCAAGUUUGGAUCGGGGCAGUCCAGCAUGAGGCCCUUCUUGGACACAGAGCUUCUAGUUCUGCCCACAUGCCUCUAUCCUGGUACUGCACUUUACUUGAAACUGUGCCUCUGGUCCUAAGACCAGCCAUUGGAACAUAUUACCCACUCCUGUGUUACAUAGCAAAGGACCAGUCGGAAUGGUACGUGCUGUGUAGUCAAACACCUAGAAGACAAGAACAGCUGAUGUUUCUCACUGUUGCCUUAUCAUUCUCUGAGCCAUCUUUGAUGCCGAUCUUGUAAAAAGUGUACUAGAAGCAAAACUCCUUUUAAACUCAGAGCUUGUAGGUGGUGGUCAUUCAACAUCCUUGUUUCUAUAUUUGCACAAACCCUAUCCACCCACUGCAGGGGUCUGGUGCACGCAUGUGUUCAGAUGCUUCCUAAACACGAACCAACUUGGGUUGAAAGUGGAUAUAAUAUUCAAAUUGGUGUUAUUUUGGAUGAUAAUCUGCAUAAUCUGUCACUAGAGAUCUCAUGAGACAUAGAAGAUAACUCUUCAUUUGUAAUUUAACACUUUUAAAGAAGAUGAUCAUAAGUUGUGGGGUUUUAUUUAUUUUUUUGGCUCAGUUGUGUAUACAGCUUGACACCAUAUGAUGUCCUAGGAACUUAGAGCUUGCUCCAUCUAACUCCUUCUUCACUUCUCUGGAUCUCUU